UUAUGUUAAGAGGAUUAAAAUUUGUUUAAAAGAAUAUCAUCAAUUAAUGCAAAAAAAAGUGGUACAUUAUAAUUCUGAAGAUAUUGUUAAAUCUGAAAUAUUUGGUGAUCAAUUAAUGUUGGUUUCUGGUACCAUGAAUAAGUAUGAGAUCAAGGCUAAAUUAGAUUUGGUCACUAAAAAUCAAGAGAAACCAAUCUUACCUUCAGUUCAUUCAGAUCAUAUUGUUAUUUGGCACAAGAUUGAAGUUAAAAUCACCUUAAACGAUGCUCCAAAAAUUAAGUUUGAGAAAGAAGUUAAUGUUGUUAACACUAUCUGUGAAGAAGAUGCUUCUAUGAUCACCGAGGAAAGGCGAAGGUCUAAUUGGAGUAAAAUGGAUAAAUUAUCUGCGAAAGCUGUUUAUAAUUUGUUAAUUAAUUAGUGAAGAUAAGGGGAAGCCGGGAAGGGGAGAAAAGAAUUAAUUUUACCUAUUUAGAUAUUUAAUAUUAUAUAUUAUGCGCGCGCGUAUUAUGUCAUUCAUGUGAAAUUUAAUAAAAUUCAUAAUCUAUCUCUUAAUGAAAAUUUGAUAUUAUUUAACAUCAUCAUGUGACAUUACGCGAUAAACACGAUUAUU
This is a messenger RNA of Rhizophagus irregularis DAOM 181602=DAOM 197198, 610 nucleotides long. The record is from RefSeq and is a predicted model, not a curated record. NCBI's taxonomy places the organism in Eukaryota, Fungi, Glomeromycota, Glomeromycetes, Glomerales, Glomeraceae.